Cryptomeria japonica (Japanese cedar) is the source of this 918-nucleotide messenger RNA. RefSeq lists its product as uncharacterized. The record is from RefSeq and is a predicted model, not a curated record. Lineage: Eukaryota; Viridiplantae; Streptophyta; Pinopsida; Cupressales; Cupressaceae. Gene Ontology annotation, molecular function: protein kinase activity; ATP binding. The coding region runs from base 1 to 918 and encodes 305 amino acids. The transcript is spliced from 2 exons. Gene Ontology annotation, biological process: protein phosphorylation; regulation of mRNA processing; spliceosomal complex assembly.
AUGGGUUGGCUGGAAACCUUACUUGGUCCUCUAAUUGAAGAGAUCUUGUCUAUACGCAUUGCAUUCACACAAGUGCACCCAUUUGCAGAAUAUAGGCGAAUGGAUAGGGGAAAAGGAGAGGAGGGAUCCAUCAAUUACGGUCAGGGAGGCUAUCACCCUGUGGAAAUUGGCGAUUUCUUCAAUAAAUAUGUGGUGCAAUCCAAGCUGGGUUGCGACACUUCUUCCACCGUUUGGCUUGCCUGGGACACCCAACUCAACAAAUAUGUUGCCCUCAAGAUAACAAGGAGCAAUACUAGUUAUACAAGAAUGGCCCAGGUUGAGAUUGGAAUCCUCAAAAAGAUAUCACAGGCUGAUACAAAAGGCUCCGAAGGAGACAAUUUAAAGACACUUCUAAAACAUAAUAGCGGGAAGGGCCUUCCAUUGCACAUGGUAAAGAAAAUUUGUUUUCACAUCUUGGGAGGACUUCGAUUCUUGCAUGAUGAAGUUUCAAUUGCUCACGCAGAUCUCAAACCAAAAAACAUUCUUUUACCAUCCACCAUUGACCCCGAAAAAGACCCAAAGAAGCUUGGUGUCCCACUUAUACCUUCUUCUAACAAAGAUAAAGAUCCAAAGAAGGGAAAAUCAGUAGCUCUAGAUGAAGAAGAGGAGAAGAUGGGUGUAGAAGCCCAAGCUGUGCAAGAAAGGACAUUAAGUGCAUCCCUUGACCUCAAAUGCAAGAUAGCUGAUCUGGGCAAUGCGUUCCAAACCAAUCGAAAUUAUUCAAUAGAUAUCCAGUGCACCAGUCCUGUUCAAACAUCUCGCUACAAUUGUCUAGAGAUUUUUCUCAUGCAAUCUCCACUCUCUAAGGCAGUAGAUAUAUGGUCUGUUGCAUGUAUUGCUUUUGAACUUGCCACAGGGGAUUUUUUGUUUAAGCGGUAG